AUGAUCUAUCCUUCGACGGUGGUUUUAGCAGGGAAACAUAGGUUGAACGAAGGCAUCGAUUACAACUUUGAGGGAUACAAAAUGGCUGGAAGAGAGAUUGUCGGAGUCGGCAACCUUGACUCCUCGGCUUCUGGCAACUCCGUGGCCUCCUCUCCUCACUCCCACGAAAAAAUUCCCUGGUACAUUGGCGGCGAGAUCCAGAAGUUCGUCGUCCACCGAUUGACAACCUUCUUCAGCUUCGGCGGCGAGAUCCAUAAAUUCCCUUGGUUUAUUAUCCUCCUCUACCUAGGAAUGGCAAUGGUGCAGGUCCGGGGCGGGUUUCUUGGUACCCAGACCCGCCCCGUGGUAGGUCGGGUCCAGGUAAGGAAGGCCGCAUCGAUCGAAUCGUCUGAUGAGUUGAGAGUGAAUCUGCAGUUACGGUCGCGGCCUCAAAAUCCUUCUUCACCUCCAGAGUGA
Molecule: messenger RNA, 456 nt
Organism: Linum trigynum
Lineage: Eukaryota; Viridiplantae; Streptophyta; Magnoliopsida; Malpighiales; Linaceae
Source: the annotation of a GenBank genome assembly